Molecule: messenger RNA, 567 nt
Organism: Gavia stellata (red-throated loon)
Lineage: Eukaryota; Metazoa; Chordata; Aves; Gaviiformes; Gaviidae
Gene: RAP2B
Product: RAP2B, member of RAS oncogene family
Exons: 1
Coding region: 16-567 (183 amino acids)
Biological process (GO): Rap protein signal transduction; negative regulation of cell migration
Cellular component (GO): plasma membrane
Molecular function (GO): GDP binding; GTP binding; GTPase activity
Source: RefSeq, a predicted model, not a curated record
GGCGCGCCGGGAGCCAUGCGGGAGUACAAGGUGGUGGUGCUGGGCUCGGGCGGCGUGGGCAAGUCCGCCCUCACCGUCCAGUUCGUGACGGGCUCCUUCAUCGAGAAGUAUGACCCCACCAUCGAGGACUUCUACCGCAAGGAGAUCGAGGUGGACUCCUCGCCGUCGGUGCUGGAGAUCCUCGACACGGCGGGCACCGAGCAGUUCGCCUCCAUGCGGGACCUCUACAUCAAGAACGGGCAGGGCUUCAUCCUGGUCUACAGCCUGGUGAACCAGCAGAGCUUCCAGGACAUCAAGCCCAUGCGGGACCAGAUCAUCCGGGUGAAGAGGUACGAGAGGGUGCCCAUGAUCCUGGUGGGCAACAAGGUGGACCUGGAGGGCGAGCGGGAGGUCUCCUUCGGGGAGGGCAAAGCCCUGGCCGAGGAGUGGAGCUGCCCCUUCAUGGAGACCUCGGCCAAAAACAAAGCCUCGGUGGACGAGCUCUUCGCCGAGAUCGUCAGGCAGAUGAACUACGCCUCGCAGCCCAACGGGGACGAGCAGUGCUGCUCCUCCUGCGCCAUCCUCUGA